CAAACUAAAGUCUUGGUCUACUUCUCAAAUAAGCAAAACCAAAUCUCAACUCUUCGGUUUUCCACCAAAACCACAUUCCACCCAUCAAUCCUUCCAUCCAUGGCUGCCACAGUAGUCCCCGGAGCCUACCAGGCCAACACAUCGCUGGCGGUUACUGACUGGCUAAACAAAGGUGACAACGCAUGGCAGAUGAUAUCGGCGACGCUCGUUGGCCUCCAAAGCGUGCCAGGUUUGGUCAUCCUCUACGGCAGCAUAGUCAAGAAGAAAUGGGCAGUAAACUCAGCUUUCAUGGCCCUUUACGCCUUCGCGGCCGUGGUCAUCUGCUGGGUAACGUGGGCUUACAAGAUGUCUUUCGGCGAAAAACUCCUGCCCUUUUGGGGAAAAGCUGGACCGGCUUUGGGUCAGAAGUUUCUCAUCGACCAAGCAGCACUUCCGGCUACUGCUCAUUACCAUAAAAAUGGCACCCUUGAGACUGCGAUGGCAACUCCUUACUAUCCCAUGGCGUCGAUGGUGUGGUUUCAGUGUGUUUUUGCGGCCAUAACGGUGAUACUUCUUGCGGGAUCUGUUCUUGGGAGGAUGAAUAUCAAGGCUUGGAUGGCUUUCGUGCCUCUUUGGCUUACAUUUUCAUAUACUGUGGGUGCAUUUAGCCUAUGGGGAGGAGGGUUCUUGUUCCAAUGGGGUGUGAUUGAUUAUUCAGGUGGAUAUGUCAUUCAUCUUUCCUCAGGGAUUGCCGGCAUUACUGCUGCUUAUUGGGUUGGUCCAAGAUCAAAAAAUGACAGAGAGAGGUUUCCACCAAACAAUGUGCUACUAAUGUUAGCUGGGGCAGGGUUACUGUGGAUGGGAUGGGCAGGUUUCAAUGGAGGAGACCCGUAUAGUGCCAAUAUUGACUCUUCCAUGGCCGUCCUCAACACCAACAUUUGUGCUGCAACAAGCCUUCUAGUGUGGACGUGGUUAGAUGUCAUAUUCUUCAAUAAGCCCUCCGUAAUUGGAGCUGUUCAAGGCAUGAUUACUGGCCUUGUUUGUAUUACUCCUGGUGCAGGCCUUGUUCAAGGAUGGGCCGCCAUAGUGAUGGGUAUUCUCUCAGGCAGUGUUCCAUGGUUCACCAUGAUGAUUGUUCACAAAAGAUGGACUUUGCUUCAAAAAAUUGAUGACACACUGGCUGUAUUUCACACUCAUGCUGUGGCUGGCUUUCUUGGAGGCAUUCUUACUGGACUCUUUGCAGAACCUACACUUUGUUCCCUUUUUCUACCUGUUGCAAACUCUAGGGGUGGAGUGUAUAGAGGUGUUGGUGGUGUCCAAAUCUUGAAACAAAUUGUUGGUGGCGGUUUCGUCAUCGGGUGGAACAUUGUAGCCACAUCAAUCAUUUGCUUCUUGAUAAGCUUAGUUAUACCUUUACGCAUGUCUGAGGAACAACUGAAGAUUGGAGAUGAUGCAGUCCAUGGAGAAGAAGCAUAUGCUUUGUGGGGUGAUGGGGAGAAGUAUGAUAUGACAAGGCAUGGUUUCUCUUCAGAUGAUACAAUGCACGGAAAAACAUCUAGUGGUGCUACUCAAGUUGUUUGAUAGUAUAAAUACUGAGAUAGUUUAGAAUUUGAAACCUCAAAUAGUCACUUAUAUUUAUAUAUCAUUUUUAGAUUGUUAACUAGCAUUUUGUCUAUGUUAUGUCAAUGAAACUAUUCCAUCCCAUGUCAAGGCAUGUUGAUAUUUUUGCAAGUAUAGAAGAAACAUG
This is a messenger RNA of Coffea eugenioides, 1726 nucleotides long. RefSeq names its product ammonium transporter 3 member 1-like. The coding region runs from base 100 to 1560 and encodes 486 amino acids. NCBI's taxonomy places the organism in Eukaryota, Viridiplantae, Streptophyta, Magnoliopsida, Gentianales, Rubiaceae. Gene Ontology annotation, biological process: ammonium transmembrane transport. The record is from RefSeq and is a predicted model, not a curated record. Gene Ontology annotation, cellular component: plasma membrane. Gene Ontology annotation, molecular function: ammonium channel activity. The transcript is spliced from 3 exons.